CAAAGGUUUACAUUACAUUUACAGCAGCAGCAGCAGCAAAUCUACUUCUUCGAUUUCGCUGCUCUCGUCUAAGAAUCUGGUAAAGUUGUCGUCUUUGAUCUCGGAAUAAUACUUUCCGUUCACGCCCUAAUUCGUACAAAUGAAACGAGGAAUUGAGGGUAGAGUUCUCUGCUGAGUUUCAAAGAAACCCCCGAGAAAGUAACAUCACCUUCGAUUGCUCUCAUUCUGGUCCCUGCGUUACUGAGUUUUAAAAGUUUGAUUUCAGGAGUUAGAGGAGCUUAAUACGAGGAAAUUUAAGAACUAAAAUUUUCCGAAAUAUACUGAACUUCGGUAUAAUUUAACACAAAAGCUUUUUGUGAUGGGAAUUAGUAAAACGGAAGUUAAUUUAAGGAGAUUGCUUGCUGCUGCGCCUAAGCAGCAAAACCAGGCAAAGCUUGUUCAUUAUGUUGCCACUUUAAGAGAACUUUUAGAGCAACUAGCGGAAGGCGUACCGAGGCUAAUUUGUUUGUAUGCUCUUAGACUUUCAAAGGCUGUAGUGAGUGAUUAUUCAGAGAAGAUUGAAGCUGUUGCUUGCAGAUUAACUUCCAUGGCGCCUAGUGUGCAAGAUCCCCAAGAGUCUUUUGAAGGUGUUUCUAUUCAAGGCAGUUCUCCUGCAGUAGAAGAAGAAAGUCAUACUACCCCUUCUGAAGGACUGAGAAGGAGAUCUGUUGUUUUGUUUGAAUCUUAUAAUAGGCUUGCCUCGAAUAUUGAAGAUGAAGCCUGUGAGACAACUGAUGCUAAUUCUUCAACUCCCGUCAAAUUGGAUUCUGUGGCACAAGCACACAUAGAAAAGCAUAGAAAGCUUCAGGAGGACUUGACUGAUGAAAUGGUUGUAUUAGCAAGGCAACUCAAAGAGAGUAGCCUUAUAGUGAACCGCUCACUGCAAAACAGUGAAAAGAUACUUGAUUCUACAGAAGAAGCCAUUGAACGUAGCCUGGCAAGCACUGGUCACGCAAAUGAUCGGGCCUCAGAGAUAUACUCGAAGAGUUCUACGACUACAUGCUUCACCUGGCUUGUGAUCUUUGCAAUGGCGUGUAUAUUCAUCAUGGUUGUGUUAUUGAUUCGUGUUACUUGAAGUUAUUUCUUAUGUCGGG
This is a messenger RNA of Morus notabilis, 1133 nucleotides long. RefSeq lists its product as uncharacterized. The transcript is spliced from 9 exons. Gene Ontology annotation, biological process: retrograde vesicle-mediated transport, Golgi to endoplasmic reticulum. Gene Ontology annotation, cellular component: SNARE complex; endoplasmic reticulum. The record is from RefSeq and is a predicted model, not a curated record. Bases 359 to 1114 code for a protein of 251 amino acids. Lineage: Eukaryota; Viridiplantae; Streptophyta; Magnoliopsida; Rosales; Moraceae. Gene Ontology annotation, molecular function: SNAP receptor activity.